Miscanthus lutarioriparius is the source of this 936-nucleotide messenger RNA. NCBI's taxonomy places the organism in Eukaryota, Viridiplantae, Streptophyta, Magnoliopsida, Poales, Poaceae. The record is from the annotation of a GenBank genome assembly.
AUGCCUUCCGCCGCCGCGCUCCUCCUCCGCCCCACCUCCGUCACGACACACCCUCCCCUCCACCAAUCCAGCCGCAAAUCAUACUUCCUCCGCCUACACCCGUCUUGCCGCCGCCGCCUGCCCGUCCCGCGCCUGUCCCUCACGCCCACCACCGCCAGCAACAGCAACAGCUCUCCCCCACCGCCGUCCCCUUCGCCCGCCCCCGCGGCCCCGCCUUCCCUGUUCUCCAACUGGUCCCCGCCGCGCGCGAUCUGGCGGGGGCUCUCGGCGCUGCUCCUCGCGGGCCAGGUCUUCCACCGCGUCCUCACGGGCCGCAUCCACCGCCGCAACCUCCUGGCCCAGCUCCUUCGUGCGCGAGUUCACCCGCCUCGGCCUCCACCGGUCCGUCGGCGGCGUCUCGCCCUCGCGCUCGCGCGCGAGCUCUCGCCGGUCGUCACGGCCGUCGUCACCGCUGGCCGCGUCGGCUCCGCGUUCGCCGCAGAGCUCGGCACCAUGCAGGUGUCGGAGCAGACCGACACCUUGCGCGUCCUCGGCGCCCACCCCGUCGACUACCUCGUGGUCCCUCGCGUGCUCGCCUGUGUGCUUGCGCUCCCGGUCUUGACACUGAUCAGCUUCGCUCUCGGCCUCGCGUCCUCGGCGUUCCUGGCAGAUUCUGUGUUUGGCGUCAGCGUCAGCAUCAUUUUGGAGUCGGCGCGCAGGGCGCUGCGGCCAUGGGACUUGAUCAGCUCCUUGCUGAAAUCUCAAGUGUUUGGUGCCAUUAUCGCAGUGGUGAGCUGUGCCUGGGGAGUCACAACCCAUGGAGGAGCCAAGGGCGUUGGCGAGUCUACAACAUCUGCCGUGGUUGUUUCCUUGGUUGGAAUCUUCGUUGCAGACUUUGCUCUCUCGUGCCUGUUCUUCCAGGGUGCUGGUGAUUCGCUCAAGUAUGCAAUGGGUUGA